AAAAAUAGCUUCGCCGCUGCGGGAACCAGGGUGGCGCUGAUGCUGCGGGAGGUAGCAUCCGAGACAUAGGAGGAAGCGACAGAAGCGAAGCGGGUCCUGAGGAGCCGCAGGAGAGGCCGCGGGCGCCUCGGUCUCUUUGUCCGCAGUGCGCGCAGCUGCAGCCCCGCCUGCCUCCUCCUGUCGCCCGCCCCGGCUGCAGUCACCUCCAGCAAAUAUGCUCACCUUCUUCCUUCUGUCCGGCGGCUCCCUCUGGCUGCUCGUGGAGUUUGCCCUUUCAAUCCUGGAGAAAAUGCAAGCUCAGGAGAUCCUGAGGAGCCUGCGUCUGCCAGAGUUGGAUGAUUUCAGCCAGUUUUUGCGUAAUUUGCCAGCCACCACAUUAGUGGGAAUUGGGGCUUUUGCUGCUCUGCUGGCCUAUUGGUUUGCUAACCGGCCAAAAGCUGUUAAGCCUCCAUGUGACCUCCUGAUGCAGUCUGAAGAAGCGGAGGGCUUUGAUGGAGCUCGGAGGUCUGUGAUUGGAGGCAGCCCCAAGUUACUGAACCAUUAUUAUGAUGAUGCUAGAACCAUGUAUGAAGUCUUCAGAAGGGGACUGAACAUCUCUGGAGAUGGUCCCUGCCUUGGAUCCAGGAAGCCUAAGCAGCCAUAUCAGUGGUUGUCCUACAGGGAGGUGGCAGACAGGGCAGAGUUCCUGGGAUCAGGACUCCUUCAACAUGAAUGUAAACCAUCAACAGAGCAGUUUAUUGGUGUGUUUGCUCAGAAUCGGCCAGAGUGGAUCAUCUCAGAGCUGGCCUGCUACACCUAUUCCAUGGUGGUGGUUCCACUAUAUGACACAUUAGGCCCAGGUGCCAUUCGCUACAUUAUUAAUACAGCUGAUAUUGCCACAGUGAUUUGCGAUAGACCUGAAAAAGCCAUACUUCUCCUAGAAAAUGUGGAAAGAAAGGAAAUUCCUGGCCUGAAAUUCAUUAUUCUCAUUGAACCAUUUGAAAAGGACUUGAAAGAACGAGGGAAGAAAUGUGGUGUGGAGAUUCAGUCCAUGAAGGAAGUUGAGGAUUGUGGACGAGAGAAUCAUCAUCCUCCUGUGCCUCCUCGGCCAGAAGACCUUUCAAUCGUGUGUUUCACCAGUGGUACUACAGGGAACCCGAAAGGUGCGAUGCUCACCCAUGGGAAUGUGGUUGCUGAUUUUUCAGGCUUUCUGAAAGUCACAGAGAAAGUGAUCUUUCCGAGACAGGACGAUGUGCUCAUCUCCUUCCUGCCUCUGGCUCACAUGUUUGAAAGAGUUAUACAGAGUCAGUGGUCACCCACUUGUGAGGAUGUACACAUUUCCUAUUUGCCUUUAGCACACAUGUUUGAGAGAAUGGUACAGUCAGUAGUGUACUGCCACGGAGGGAGAGUUGGAUUCUUCCAAGGAGACAUCCGCCUUCUGUCAGAUGACAUGAAAGCUUUACAUCCCACUAUCUUUCCAGUGGUCCCCAGACUGCUAAACAGAAUGUAUGACAAGAUAUUCAGCCAAGCAAAUACUCCAUUAAAACGGUGGCUCUUGGAAUUUGCUGCAAAGCGUAAGAAGGCUGAAGUUCGAAGUGGAAUCAUUAGAAAUGAUAGCAUAUGGGAUGAGCUUUUUUUUAAUAAGAUUCAGGCUAGUCUUGGUGGGCGUGUAAGGAUGAUUGUUACUGGAGCAGCUCCUGCAUCUCCCACGGUCCUGGGUUUUCUUCGUGCAGCCUUGGGGUGUCAGGUAUAUGAAGGUUAUGGCCAAACUGAGUGUACAGCUGGGUGUACUUUCACAACCCCAGGGGACUGGACCUCAGGUCAUGUGGGUGCACCAUUACCCUGCAAUUACAUCAAACUGAUAGAUGUUGAAGAACUGAACUAUUUUGCCUCCAAAGGAGAGGGAGAGAUCUGCGUGAAAGGACCAAACGUUUUCAAGGGUUAUCUCAAAGACAAGGAGAAAACUGAUGAGGCAUUGGACAAAGAUGGCUGGCUUCACACUGGAGAUAUUGGGAAAUGGUUACCUACGGGCACUCUUAAAAUUAUUGAUCGGAAAAAGCACAUAUUUAAACUUGCUCAAGGAGAAUACAUUGCUCCAGAAAAGAUUGAAAACAUCUACAUUCGGAGUGAAGCAGUAGCUCAGACUUAUGUGCAUGGAGACAGCUUACAGGCCUUCCUGGUGGGUAUUGUUGUACCUGAUUCUGAAGUCAUGCCUAGUUGGGCAAAGAAGAGAGGAUUUGAUGGAACAUAUGCAGAACUCUGUCAAGAUAAGGAGCUGAAGCAAGCUAUAAUGGAUGAUAUGGUCAGACUAGGAAAAGAAAGUGGACUACAUUCCUUUGAACAGGUUAAAGCCAUUUACAUACACUCUGACAUGUUCUCAGUACAAAAUGGCUUGCUGACACCAACACUAAAGGCUAAGAGACGAGAACUAAGAGAUUAUUUCAAAAAACAAAUAGAAGAGCUUUACUCAACCUCUAUGUGAACUUCAAGGGCAGUUCUUAACAUAUUGGACGGUGUAGCAAUAUCCUAGUGAUGCUUGAAAGUGUGGUCAAAAUGAUGCGGUUGAAAGUGACUAAGCACCUGACCUUAUGACUGAGCCUUUUCUUGUUUGAAGAAAUCUUUAACAAUAUUUUCUUUAUCAUCAUUGAGCACCAUAUAUUUUUAUUGAACUGACAUUGUAAUAGGCUGCUAUGAAUAUGGCAUAUGGCAAUGUAAAGACAUCAAGACAUCAUCUCCUGUAUGGUAUACCACUAAAAAUUAAUAUGUGUAUAUAUAAUCUCAAUGUUCAGAGAAAUUCUAUUAAAUAUGGAGGGAAAACACAAUUGAAAUAUUCUAUGUAAUUAUUUGAAAGCUAGUCACAAGAUGGAGUGCAUACCUAGACAAUGUUGGUCUACCUCAUUUAAUAACCAGUACUCAAAAAUCAUAGUUCAGUCUGGCUUAAAAGUUUUAGAUUAACAGUUACACUAAAUCUUGUUCAAGACAGAGAACAUCUUCCAUAUUUGGCAGAACUUCAGUGUCUCUCAACAUAAUUUAGUCCUUACUGAUAUGACCAUCAACACACAUUCCAGGCCAAGGAGCAAGUCAUCAUUGUUUCAUGCUUAGUCAUAGUCAUGAGAAAAAUAUGGAACCAGCCAAGGUAAACUAUACAGGAAUUACUCAGAAAGACAAAUAUUACAAACCUAUUUCCAGGAUGAUAUUUGUAUAUUCAUGGAUGUUCAAGUGGCACAAACUCUAGGUGGUUACAUUUUCUGGCUAUCCAAAAGUUCCUCUGAGGAAAACUUGAACAAAACAGCAAAACAACCUAUUUCUCAGGAUAGUACACUGUUAAUGUAAAUAAGCUAAAAGCUAACUCCCUGCUAGAAUAUUUCAGUUAUCCAUCUGAAACUGUGAAUGCUUACCCUAGCAAGCCCAAUUAUAUGAAUAUUUCUGUAUAGCCAUAGAUAAAAUAGUAUAGAAACUAGAUAUGGCCCAUCACAAAGAAAUCUACAAAAUACUCACUUGUUUGAGACAAAAAGAGAUCUUUGGUUCCUUAUUCCUAGAAUACUAUACAAGAUUGAGUGCCAUUCCCCAAAGGUAAUAUGGUUCCAUAUCCCAUGUAGUGCUGAGUACAAAGUUCAACAACCUCCUGCAAAUUGCUACUGAAAAAAAUAGUAUGAUACAGCUUGGAGUACAGAAAUGUGUUUUUAAGACUACCCAUCUCUUAACAUCUCUGAAUGGCUUCAAAAACUAAAGAAGACUGUUUUCCUUCAUAUUACGACUACUACAUAUGUCUUUCUUUUCUGCAAUGGGAAAGAAAAUGUCCUUUACCUGGAUAUCAUCCAUUUCAUACAACAGAAACCCAGUUAUCAUGGAAAGCAAUUAAAUUAGACAACAACCAUUCUGUUUCUGGGAAGAUCAGAACUCCAAAAAAGAAGGGGCAUUAUUUUCCUAUUAGAGAUUCUGUGAUUAGAAGCCAAAGGUGCUGAAUGAUUCAACAACCAAGCAACCAGAGAUGCUCAUUUUGGUCGGAGAGGAUCCUAAUGUUUUGUAAAUAAUGUGGUCACUUAGAAACUACAUACAUGUAUGGGCUUGCUUGAUAAAUGCCUUCUGGAACAACAAUCUUACAUUUGUUUGUCAGUCUCCAACUGGAAUGGGCUAAAGCUUCGAUCUAAAAAACUAAUAUGUUUAUCUUCUCUGUCACAUACUUUAACAUGUCUCUCAAAUUCCAUUGCAUGCCUUUGCAAGUUUAAUAAAUUGAAUGAACUAGCUACAUACAGACUGACAAAUUACAUUUCUCAAUAAGAAAUACUCAAAUUGUUACAAAAAACGCAAAAAGAUUGCAUCUAUAUUGCACUGAUUUUUCUUUAUAUAUAGAAUUUGACUAAUUAAAUGAUGAAUUCAUUGUUUGACUGAUACUGAUAAUUUUAUAGCCGACUUGUUUCUUAAUUAAAUAGAAAUGAAAAAGAAGCUUUUUUCCAAUGUUCUUCCAUUGUAGUAUGAACUUCAUUAUUUACCUUUAUUUCCAAAAGAAUCUUACAAGUACAAGGAGCACAAAAGUAUUUUUGUAUAAACAAGAGAAACCCUAUUUUUAUCUGAUUCGUGCCCUAUACCUACCAACUUCGGUUAUUAGUAAAAAUGUAACUAGUUUUCUCUCACUUAAAAGGUCAACUGUUUUUUGUCUUUCCUGAAUAACAAAAAUGUUCAAAUAUAGCCAGGGAGUGAGAGAAAUUAAGCAAGUACAAGUUAAAGUGAAAUGAAUGGCAUGGAUACUUAAUAGGUUGCAUGCUACCUUGAUAAGUUCUUCUCCAUUAAUACUACCUAAUUUCUAAUGAAAAGACAAUCAAGAGAACAUUUCCUUAUAACAAAUCUUACAUUUACAAAUCAAUAUACAUUAGAUAGAAAAAAAGGUGAAUUAUUUAAAGAGGCAAGACAGAAAAAAGCCAUACUGGAAACAUUAAAACAUCCCUGAACAGAUUCAUAUUAAUUUAUUUAGUCCCAUAAAUUUCAUUAGCUGUGAUUGUGUGAAAUACAGAGUUCCUAUUUAACAAGCAGGGAUCUAUCUGGUCUUAUAAACAAGCAUGUUCAGCCUUUUAGAUUGUUCUUCAUUGAAAGUGUGCUUAUUAUUAUCAUCAUUUGCUGAAAUUUUGAAUUUCUAACAAUCUUUUACAGUACCAUAAUUACUAUUUAAUGCAAUUUGCACUAUUUCUAUUCACUUUGGCCACAAAGAGUGUCUUGUUGGUCUACAUUCAGACAUUCAGGAUGAUUCCAACAAACCAAGAAUAUGCACAUAGCAUCCCAUGUCAGUUUAUGCAAGCUGUCCUGAAAUCUGCCAUAUGCUAAAAAUCAGGAAAUAAACAGCAAAUUCCCACAACUCGAAUAAAUCACUUUGGGGGCCUAAACUUAACAGAACUGCAAAAAAAGAGAAAGAAAAAAAAACUUUUUUCAUUACAAAUGUGAAUUUUUUACAUAUAAAAUUCUUACCGGAUUAUACUACUUUUAGCAGUUCAAUGUCAACACCUUGGAUUUGAUUAUACUAUAUAUGUACAUAAUAUAUAGAAAAUAAAUGACAUUUUUUCUGCUGUGAAGAAAAAUUAACUUCCAUGUAUGUAAAGCAUACAUUUUUGGUCAUUUUGUAUUGAAUAUAAAACCCUAUAAGAAGAUGAAUGUAAAGAAAGGAAAAAAAUAAUAUUUUUGAAUGAAAAGGACCACUUAAGAACUUAUUUAUUCCUCAGGAAAAAGAACUGAUGAAGACUCUCCCAUACAAAUGAUAUCUAUCUAAGCUGGCUAUAUUUCUUUUACUUAUUUUUAUUGUAAAGUAACAUUUCUAUGGAAAUAAAAUAGGAUACUAGUUAUCCAAAGAAUUCAUCUAUUUAUAUUUCAUAGUCUUUACUAUGACAUUUCAAUCGCAACUAGCAUGGGAUUAAAGUUUAUGAAAUAAAUCAGAAAUAAGAUACUUCUGUUGCAACACCUUAGCAAUGAAAAUAAAGAAAAGGCAUGUAAGCACUUUGAAUAUGAAUCUCUGUAAUAUUGGUCCUAGUAGAAAAAGUUUUCAUGAUGGUAAUGGUGGCUUUUAAACCCUUCACUUGACUGAUUGUUUUGACUUUUCUUUUUUUUUUUUUUUUAAGAAUUUUUUUAAAGGCAUUUUCUGAAAUGUUGCUUAUCCUAAUUUUA
Molecule: messenger RNA, 6129 nt
Organism: Sarcophilus harrisii (Tasmanian devil)
Lineage: Eukaryota; Metazoa; Chordata; Mammalia; Dasyuromorphia; Dasyuridae
Gene: ACSL6
Product: acyl-CoA synthetase long chain family member 6
Exons: 22
Coding region: 215-2461 (748 amino acids)
Biological process (GO): long-chain fatty acid metabolic process; very long-chain fatty acid metabolic process; long-chain fatty-acyl-CoA biosynthetic process
Cellular component (GO): endoplasmic reticulum; membrane
Molecular function (GO): arachidonate-CoA ligase activity
Source: RefSeq, a predicted model, not a curated record